Molecule: messenger RNA, 2685 nt
Organism: Didymodactylos carnosus
Lineage: Eukaryota; Metazoa; Rotifera; Eurotatoria; Philodinida; Philodinidae
Source: the annotation of a GenBank genome assembly
AUGUCAACAUCAUUCUGCAGCAUUGGUUGUCAAACUGACAAUGUUCAUAUAUUAUCAGACGAAGAGUGCCAGCUAUUAAUUCAAAUGAAACAAGCAAUGGUAACGAAAGAUGAAGUGACGGAAACAAUGGAUGUUUUAUCUGAUAAAUUAUCUCUGCUUACAAAGAGCAUUUAUAACAAUCGCAAAUCAAUGAAUGGUAAUGAUUCAAUGCAAAACACAGCUCUAGAAAAUGUUCAAAAUAUUGCUCAAGUUAAACAAGAAUCUCACAAUUCAUUCGAAGGGAUUAUGUCAGAAGUUGGUGGAAUUUCUACAUCCAAAUCGUCAGCAGUUGGUAAUAAACUAACUUCGUCUUUAAAUACAACUCAACAAAAAAUUUCAGUAGUAAAGAAAAAUAGUGUUCCAUCAUCGCCUCCAAUUAAACCGGCAAUAAUACGUGCAAAAGUUCGAUUAUCAUUAAAUGAUAUAUUAAUAAAAAGAUCAAACCAAGCCAGAUUAAACGGAUAUACAUCGGAGAGCAUUAAACAAACAAGUGUACAAAUUGAAAAUGAAAUCUAUCGAUUAUUUGGUAAUACAAAUGAGAAAUAUAGGCAAAAAUCUCGACAAAUAUUAUUCGCAAUUAAAAAUGAAAAUAAUAAGUUGUUUGCGCAAAUUGUGAAUAAAGAAGUUGAUGCUAAACACUUAGUUGAAAUGAAAUCCAACGAUUAUGUGUUGUUAGAAGCCAAAGAACAUCAAAAUUUAGCAAUUAUUCAGGUGUUUGUUUAUUAUUCAUUUCUUUUGUCAUGUGACUGGACACAUUUUGAACAAAUAACAAUGUUCUUCAUAGAGGACAAACUUAGUCCAAAACAAGAAGAUACUGCAUUACCAAAGCGUUCAACAAUGAAAUGUACACGAGCAGGAUUGAUUGAUCUUGAAACAAAGGCUCAGUCAAAUAAGAUUAUUCAACAAUUGAUACCUAAAAAAAGCACACCAAAACCAACCACUAUUGCUUGCUCAACGGUCAUAAUCUCACCGAUUAAGAAGAAAACAAUACAUAAAAAAUCUUCAUUAAUGGAAAAGGAGCCGAAGUUGGUCGUACCGAAUAGAGGAAUUAUCGAUGAACAACAGCUAUCUGUGAUAGACAUAGGUCUAUCUCCAUCGCUUGAAUCCGUUCAUGAACAUAUAGAUAUCCCUUUACCACCAUUAUUAGACCCAAUAGAUGAUACAUUUUUGACUGUGCUAUCUAUGGAUGAAUCAAAAAAUCAAAGUAGAGUUAAUAAUAAAACGUCAACUGAUGAAUAUUGGAAAAAGCAAAGAAAUGUCACAGACAUCAAGUUAGAAAAACAAACAGACGUUAACAAAUCAUUUCACACAUCAGAUCCUCGUUUAUCACUUAUCACUUAUUAUUGGCAUGGUAUUAUAUGUCGGGAUGAUACACGAAAAUGUGAUUGUCAAUCAAGUUCAGUUUAUGGUUCAAAUUAUUUAUGCACUAAUAUUCCUAAUGAAUUGUCAAUCUGUGGUCAUUUAAAAACGACGGAUCUAUGGCCAUAUAUUGUACAAUCAAUGGCAUCUGAUCGUGACCUGUUAUUGAUGAAUAUUACCUCAACAUCUGUUUCUUCGUCUUUAUUUAAUCGUUAUCUUGCUUUACUUUGUUCAACAAAAUAUGUUGGUGUAGCAAAAAAAUGUAUUGAUGAAAAAAUAGAAAAUAUUUAUUUGAUACCAGUUAACGAUUUAAAUGAAUUUCCAUUAUUUUUACGAGAAAUGAUUACACUAACCGAUAAUCAUAUACAUUUUUCAACCACUUAUUAUGCGUAUUUGUUUAUGUGUAUUAUCUCGACAACUAAACGACAAAAAACAAUUAAAAACCAACAACAGAGCGCUCCUAACAAUAAUCAACAAAUAGUCGAUGCACCUGUUUUACCAGUACCCUCCACCUCUAUUCAAUGUGAAACAACAAACGAUCCAAGAAUUCGAAAUGAAUAUAAUUUCCGAUGCCAGUUAAAUCGAACCGAUGGUCAACCAGAUACACAGAUGCAAAUUGAUGAUGAUGAUAUUAAAACAAAUGAACAAAAACAAGUUUUAUCGUCUAGUUCAUCAGUCAUGAUUGUCAAAAAAGAUUUAACUAAACUAGAGAGUACAAAUUCAACGUCUUUUUUUUCUAAACGUAAAAUGAGAGCCUAUCGUGGUCCUUGUCCAUUGAUCGAUAAUGCUAUACCAUUUUAUUUGAAAGAUAUGAAAAAGUAUGUAGAUCAUUUGCCCUGUCCUCGAAGGACAGAUAAAAAAACUAAUUUAUUUGAUCAUCUUGAAAAUUAUCAUAAAAUUGAAUAUAAAUUAAUCAAACAAAUUUUAACAUCAGUAAUGAAUAAUCAACAUUUUAAUAUUGAUAAACAACAAACAUUACCAUCGGUAUCACGAAUCGAAGACGCAUAUAGUAAAGAAAUGAAUUUUAAUACAAAUGAACACCAAGAUUCAUUAACAUAUAAAGGCAAAUGUCCAUUGAAAGAAUAUUGUUUUGGUAUUAGUGAUCAACAUAAAAUUCGAUUAUGUCAUGAAACCAAUUUUAAUAAUCAAACAAUUAUUUUAUAUCCUCAUUUACGUCAUUAUCAUCAUUUAUCUUCUGAUGCAUCUUUAAAAUUAAUCAAGGCUAUUGAACAAAAUCGUAAUAAAUACGAGCAGAUAUUUAAAUCGAAUGAAUGGAUAAAAAAGUGA